AUGGCGGCCUCCGAGGAUCUCAUCAAUUUUGAUAUCAUCGAGAAUCAGAAGGAGAACAUUCAAUCAUUACCAGGGGGACGCUCAGCCAAAGAGCUUGCUCGCAUCUUCUCACCCAGAGAUCCUAGUGACAAACUCGCGGCUCCAUCACCAAACGAAACCAGGACUUUGAAUGAUGCCAUUCGACAGGAGUACGAGGCAGAACUGCAGGCUAUUGACGACUCAGACGACCCGCUUGAUAUAUAUGACCGCUACGUGAAAUGGACACUGAACGCAUACCCUUCUGCACAAGCGACCGCCGAGUCCGGUCUUCUUCCUCUACUCGAACGCGCCGUCAGGGCAUUCCUCUCCUCAACUCACUACAAGAAUGAUCCCCGCUAUCUGCGGCUAUGGCUUCACUAUAUCAGGCUCUUUUCAGACUCUCCGCGCGAGACUUUUGCGUUUCUGGCGCGUCACCAUAUCGGUGAAGGACUAGCUCUUUUUUAUGAAGAGUUCGCCGCUUGGCUCGAAGGCGCAGGACGCUGGACUCAAGCUGAGGAAGUGUAUAGACUGGGAGUUGACCGCGAAGCUCGACCAACUGAACGAUUGAUCCGCAAAUACAGCGAGUUCCAGAAGCGGUACGAGCAACGCACGCAGGAUAAUGGACCAUCAUCACCCGCUUUACCCGCGGUGCGACCUGCACUGGCUGCCAAGGUUGAUCCAUUUUCUCUGUCUGCAGCCCCGGCUGCCGAUACGCAAGCUCAAAGACCCGCUCCUGCCGCUGCGGCUGCCCCGCGGACGAAGUCUGGGAAGCCCAAGAUGGCUAUUUUUUCGGACGCCGACUCGGCAGUAAGCCAGCCCGCUGUAUCAGGACAGACCAAGGGAUGGGAUAGCAUUGGGUCGAUGCACGAGAGACGUAAGGAGAACAGUGUGGAGGCGAAGCCGUGGGCCGGGGAGACCUUGAAGGCAGGAAAGAAGGCUGCUCCGAAGGAGAAGAUGCCGAUCUUCAGGGAUGAGUCAAAUCCAAAUCUAUCUGUCACAGAAACGAUGCAAGCAAAACAAGUUCCAGAUCAUCAUGUAAGGGAAGCGGUAAAUCCUCGAACCGGACGACGAGAGCGUGUCUUUGUCAAUCUUGAAGCAGUAUAUCCUGAUUAUAGGAACCCGACCAAAGAGGUCAGCUUUGAAGAACUUCGGGCCAUGCACCGUGGAUGGAUGGAUAAAGACUGGCGCUCGCACAAAGCACCUUUUAAGGAGUUAUCCGGCAAUGUUGCUGGUGCAGAGCAACCGGUGGGAAAUGUGAUUGAGCAAAGCCCGGAUCAGGAACUGUCAGAGCAGUUUAGUCAAAAGUUGAAAGUGAAAGACACAGGCUCACAAGGGACGCAGCGGGCGAUUGAAGUUGGAUUGAAUGAGAGCAAAGCUGGCAAAGCACGGAAAAUAAAACUACGCGAAGUCAAAGGCGAGACACAAACAAUCAAAAUGAAGUUCGACUCUCCGACAGGAGGCAAGAUUCGGCGCAAGAGCACGGCUGAGCCGACAAUGACAAUCCAUACUCGCGCUGCUACCGACGAGAUCUACAGUAUCUUCAACCAGCCACUCAAAGCAGAGACAGAGAAUGUAGCAGAUAGUAGUGACUUUGAGGAUGACGACUACACGAGUGCUGGUGAGAGCACAUGCACUGGUCGCAUCUCCGUCACUUCCAGUGACUUCUGCGACGAGACCACUACUUUCCACAGAUCUGAGGAUGAAGCUGAGGAGGACUUUGAAGACCAGACGCAGGCUGAGAGUGUUGUUGACGGUGAAUGGACUCAGUUCUCCACUAAAGAGGGCCCAACGCAUUCACUGGGAGUGGAUCCCAUCUCACCCCAUGAGAACACAUUGGACGCUGAAGAGACAAGCAGGAGAGAAAGGUUCGUGCCUGAGAUGCCAGAGGACUAUAAUCCACCUUAUGGUCCGUAUCGAGAUCCAGCCGUAGUCGCACAAAAUCGUCUACCUUUUAUGACACCGAUCGUGGAGCAAACCGAGCACUCUCUCCCUUCGAUGACAGCAGCUCGAAACACACUGUACAACACCAAAACACCAUCCAAACCGCAGAUGGGAAACCUCUUUACCACUCCGCUGAUUGGUGCAACACCGCAGCAAACCGAGAAUCUCACUGUGUUCUCUGAGGAUGUCGCGAUGAGUCCAACGGUGAAGAAAGCUCGAUCCGGCCUUAAGAUACUGUCGCCCUUGAAGGAACAACAACAACAUCGGGUUAUUAUCGACGAUGCCCAGUGUAAUCCCACAGACAAGAGCAUUCGCAACACCAUUCUUCACGCCGUGGAUCCGCCGCUUGCAUCCCACCCUGGGUACCAUGGUCACCCUGAAGUGGAAAGCCACUAUGCGUCUGCGAUCCAGAAGUUUGUCAAAACGCAUGUCAAGCGUCCUCGAAGCGGUGACGAAGCGUCCUUUGAUGUGCCAAUUCUCGAACUACCCGGAGCACAGAGAUGUUAUAUCAUCAGGCGAGAACUUGGAGCCGGAGCUUAUGCGCCAGUGUACCUUGCGGAAAGCGUCGAUAGCCUCGAGAACUGCCCGUCCUCCGAUUCGGAAACCGAACCCGCAGACGAUGGCAGUCGAGAUUCCCAAUUUACGAACGGAAGAAAAGCGAUAGCCCGCAGUAACUCCCGUUAUGGCUUCGAGGCGGUCAAACUGGAAGUCGGGCCUCCGAACGCAUGGGAGUUCUACAUGAUUCGCAUCGCUCACGAUCGCAUAAGCCAAUUACCAGAGCUAUCCCGUGUGACUGAUAGUAUCAUCCGCGCCCACGAGCUUCACGUGUACAAAGGGGAAAGCAUUCUCGUGGAAGAUUACCGCGGGCAGGGAACACUCUUGGAUCUGGUCAAUCAUAUGCGUAACGAGUCAAUCAAGGCCAAUGGCACUGGAGAAGGUGGUCUGGACGAGGCUCUUGCCAUGUUCUUCACUGUGGAACUAUUCCGGACCGUUGAGGCCCUUCAUUCGUGCGGCAUCCUGCACGGCGAUAUCAAAGCCGACAACUGUCUCAUUCGCUUCGACGACAAGGCCACUGCACCCUCUCUGAUCGGCUUGGAAGAAGAGAUCACCGAUCCCCGCGAGAUCUACUACUCCCCCCGCGGUCUGUGCGGCUGGCGCAACAAGGGCCUGUCGCUCAUCGAUUUCGGUCGCGGUAUAGACAUGCGAGCAUUCCAGCCUUCAGUCCAGUUUAUUGCCGACUGGGAGACCGGCGAACACGAAUGCAAUGAGAUCCGCGAGAUGCGGCCCUGGACGCACCAGAUCGAUCUGUACGGCCUCGCAGGAACCGUGCACGUCAUGCUUUUCGGCAAAUACAUUGAAUCAACUCCGGUCCGGAAAAGCGAAGGCGGCUCGGCGUCCGUGCGGACGUACCGCAUCCGCGAGUCGCUGAAACGGUACUGGGACCGCGAGAUCUGGACCGACGUUUUCGACCUCCUACUCAACCCAUGUACCGAGCGCUGGGCACGCAUGGAACUCGACGCCGCGGGCCCUGAUCGGGACCUCCUCAACGCUGAGAACCAGCCGAUCCUCCCUGUCACUCAUUCCAUGCGCUAUGUGCGCGAGAAGAUGGAAACUUGGCUGCUCGCUAACGCCGAGAAGAAAGGCCUUGGUCUGCAAAUCCGGAAGCUGGAGGCUGUUUUUGCCGAAAAGAAGAAGAGAUUGGAACGGAGCUAA
Aspergillus lentulus is the source of this 3672-nucleotide messenger RNA. RefSeq names its product putative checkpoint protein kinase (SldA). The record is from RefSeq and is a predicted model, not a curated record. Gene Ontology annotation, biological process: mitotic spindle assembly checkpoint signaling; meiotic sister chromatid cohesion, centromeric; protein phosphorylation. NCBI's taxonomy places the organism in Eukaryota, Fungi, Ascomycota, Eurotiomycetes, Eurotiales, Aspergillaceae. Gene Ontology annotation, molecular function: ATP binding; protein kinase activity. Gene Ontology annotation, cellular component: nucleus.